Messenger RNA from Lactuca virosa, 480 nucleotides. The record is from the annotation of a GenBank genome assembly. NCBI's taxonomy places the organism in Eukaryota, Viridiplantae, Streptophyta, Magnoliopsida, Asterales, Asteraceae.
AUGUGGCCUUCUACUUACUUGAUACCCCCUUUGCCUCCAUUGAAAAGACGUAUGCCAGGCAGGCCAACAAUAAAGAGAAGAAGAGAUGCUUCUGAACGGAUGGGAAAACACACUGUCUCCAAGGCAGGGAAGAAAGUUUCUUGUAGUAUAUGUAAGGAGAAAGGACACAACAAGGCUACUUGUAGUAAAGGUGUAGGGACAUCCAAACAAAAUGGAACAAAGAAACAAAAAACUAUACCUACGCAGGAGUCUGUAAAUGUUGCCACAGGGGAUGGGGAUGAUGAGGUAAUGGUAGAUGCUAGUGAUGCUUUGGAGAGGACUGGUAAGGAAGGGGUGAAGGUCAAUGCUCGUGUUCAUCAAGUUAAGCAUGUUAAACCGCCUAACAAACGAAAAAAGUCAGAAAGAAUCAUUAAAAUGAAGCUUGCAAAAUAUGUGGGAGGUGAAGGUAGCAGUCUUGCAACGGACAUGGAGUUGGAUUAG